UUAGUAUUUGUCACUAUUUAACUUUUCUUUUUUAUCAUUGUUUAUAUUAGUAAAAAUAUAAACACUAACGCCUUAAGUAUUUCCCAUAUAUGUUUAUCAUGUAAGCUACAAAAUAUUUGUCAUCAUCUUAUCCACUUUGCUACCUUUUCUCCAACAUCACUCACUCUGCCAAAAACAGUUUACAAAAUCACCUUGUUUAUUACUUCCAACCGCUCAGCCUGAAAAUGUCCUCCACGGAGGAAGGAGGCGGCGCCGUCGGAGCAGCUCCCACUGAUCAAACAAUCACCGACAACAACGAUUCCGUGAGCAUUGAUAUGGACGUCCCUCUCAGCGUUGGCGAAGUAGUGAAUCUCCGGUCAUUAGACGAAGCUUUCGACGGCGACGAAAUCGACCUCCGUGCCAAACCAUUGAUACAAAGAGUUCCAUCAACCCUUGGUCGUCACGAAGAUUUCAGUAAGUAUUUCAAGCCGAAAGUGAUCUCAAUCGGCCCACUCCACCACGAUGAUCCCACCUUCCAUAAAUCCGAGAAGCUCAAGCUCAAAUUAGCAGCACUUUUCGUCAAAAAAAUUGGCGUCGAUAAGGAUACCUUGUACAACAACAUGAAGACAGAGAUCGAUGAGUUAAAGAAAUGCUAUGAUCCAAAGGGAUUAGAGAACUAUAGCAACGAUAACGAGAAACUGGCUUGGAUUUUCUUCGUUGACGGCUGCGCAAUUUUACAAGCAGUUUACAGGCGUUACGGUGAUGAUGAUAAUGGUGAUGAUAAUGAUGGUAAAUUGUUUAUUAAAGACGAUUUGCUGACAUUUGUGUACUCGGAUCUGUUCUUGUUGGAAAACCAAUUACCUUUUCGUGUUCUUGAAUUGCUUACAAGGCCUAGAAAAAAUGGCGAAAAGUUCAUGAAUGCAAUCCAAAGGUUCAUCGACGAAACUGUUAUCAUCCCAGGCGAGGACAGGGAAUGGUGGUGGAAGCAGCAAAAAGAAGGAGAGCGAAUUCACUUAUUGCAUCUACUACGAGAAAGACUCCUUCUCAGAAAAGUACGAAUACGGUGCUGGUGUUUUCUUUGGGAAUUCACUCGACACGGAUUUGGCAAAGCAGCAGCAAGAAGAAAAAGAACAAAACGGUACCAUUCACGCACCAUUGGUAACGUAAAAGAGCUUAAAAAGGCCGGGAUAUGGUUAGAAGCCAGCGAAACAAGUAAUUUAACCGACAUCAGUUUCAACCAUAUCUUCUUCUUCGGAAAAUUACGGUUACCGCCGAUCUCCGUCGAUGAUUCAACCAUGAACUUAAUAGCUUACGAAAUGUGUCCGGAUUUCGACAACGAUUUCACCGUCACUUCAUAUAUGUGUUUCCUUGAUUUAUUGAUCGAUGAAGCCGAAGAUGUUAAAGACCUUAGAGACUCCGGCAUACUAUACAAUGGAUUGGGCAGUGAUGAAGAAAUGGCUAAGCUUUUCAAUAAGAUGAACACUGAUUUGGUUCCUAGUCCGACAAUUUACAGUGGGGUUAAAGAGAAAAUACAUAAUCAUUGUAAGACUAUGUGGAUUAAUCAUGCAGCUCAAGGUUAUCAUACUUAUUUUAGGAGUCCUUGGACGUUUUUAGCAUUUUUGGGUGCCAUUGCUGCACUUACUCUUACUGCUUUGCAGACUUAUUAUACCAUACAUCAACCGAAGUAAGUGUUCUUUACUUGUCUUUUUGUAAACUAUUAUUAAGCAUAUGAAAUUCAUAAGUGUUGUAGAUAUAAAAUUAUCCAUGGCGUCUUAGCUUCUUGGUUAAGGGGAAGGUUUUAGGUUUUUGAGUAUUUAGGUUCUAUAAUAUUAUUCUCAAUUGUGAUGUGCAGGUUCCACUCUCAUCACAUUUGUAUAUCACCUGUAGACUUUGUCUUGUUCUUUCUAGAUUAAUCCAGACAUAUAUUUGUACUUGUAUAAAUGUUAAACUUAACUCUUGACAUUUACCUUUUUUAUCAAA
Gossypium raimondii (Peruvian cotton) is the source of this 1959-nucleotide messenger RNA. RefSeq names its product UPF0481 protein At3g47200-like. The transcript is spliced from 2 exons. The record is from RefSeq and is a predicted model, not a curated record. Bases 225 to 1667 code for a protein of 480 amino acids. Lineage: Eukaryota; Viridiplantae; Streptophyta; Magnoliopsida; Malvales; Malvaceae.